Crotalus tigris (Tiger rattlesnake) is the source of this 2107-nucleotide messenger RNA. RefSeq names its product monoacylglycerol lipase ABHD6-like. Lineage: Eukaryota; Metazoa; Chordata; Lepidosauria; Squamata; Viperidae. Bases 471 to 1478 code for a protein of 335 amino acids. Gene Ontology annotation, molecular function: catalytic activity. The transcript has 12 exons. The record is from RefSeq and is a predicted model, not a curated record.
ACGAAGGCGAGCUGUCUGGAGGUUUCCACCCCUCCCUGCUGAACAACUACUAAAAAUGAAUAGAGACAAGGGCCCAGAGAGUUUUGUUAACAGGAGCAUUAAAAGAAAGAGGAAUAUGAGGCUGAACAGGCUCCGGAACACUUCUGUUUCCAAAGACUUGCAGGAGUGGGAGGAAGAAUUAUUUACCUUUACUCCUCCACAUAUCCCAACUGGGUUUUUAAAGACACCUCCACCCCACUUCACAAUGCAGAUAUCAACAACUGCAGGAGAAGUAGAAAGUAAGAGAAGAGUCCUGAUGAUAUUUUUCUUCUCAGAAUUAAACCCAAGAGAAGGAAGCACAGUGGAUGUUUCUACCAAGAUAAAACAUAGAGAACUACAGGUGGUCUUCGACUUAUGACCACAACUGAGCCCAAAAUUCCCUUCACUAAGCAAGACAGUUGUUAACGAGAAAAGUUCCUUAAUUGGCAAGCAUGGACCACAAUAUGAUCAGAACAAUUAUGCACAUUGCUAUGGCUCUCUUAUCUUUUUUCAUCUCAAAGUUCAGUGUGUUACCUUCACUAUUAUUCAGGAUCAUGAUCUGGACUAAGCGUCUGAAAAUGGGGGUGAAGGUGAAGUACCUCGAUAAUAAUGAGGGAUACCGAUUCAGCUACUUCACCCGAGGGGAACCCGGAUCCCGACCAUCUGUGCUGAUGCUUCAUGGAUUCUCACUCAACAAAGACAUGUGGUUAAAUACCAUCCAAGUCUUUCCUAAGGGCCUCCACUUGAUCUGCCUUGAUUUGCCAGGCCAUGGGGGAACCAGUCGCUUGCUUGGAGAAAGUUACACAGCAGUUGCUCAAGCUAAAAGGAUACACCAGUUUGUUGAGUGUGCUGGUCUGAACCACAAGCCUUUCCACCUGGUUGGCAUGUCCAUGGGAGGCAUGGUUGCUGGGGUUUAUGCUGCUCUCUAUCCAGCCCAUGUCUCCUCGUUAGCCCUCCUCUGCCCAGCUGGUGUGAGGUAUUUAACUGAUAGUGAAUUUUUUGCCCAAUUACGUGAGCUGAUUUUCUCUAAGGGCUCUGUGGAGAAUGCUAUUAUCCCAGUUACAGAAGAGCAGGUGGAAAACUUCAUAAAGCUGUGCUUAUACCAUCCCAUUUUUUUAAAGAUUCAGCUCCUAAAGGGAUAUCUUGAAGAUCGGAGAUCACAUAAGUCAGUUUUUGUAAAAUGUUUUCUGGACCUCACCAGCACUGAAUCAAGGUACAGCCUCCAUGAGAAGAUGUGGAAAAUCAAAGCUCCCACCCAGAUUAUUUGGGGAAAGGAGGACAAGGUCUUUGAUUCUUCGGGUGCAGACAUUUUGGCGGAUGCCAUUCCUAAUUCCCAAGUGCGUUGGCUGGAGAAAUGUGGACAUUUCAUAACCCUGGAGAGGCCCAGGACCUCUGCAAGGCUCCUCUUAGAAUUCUACAACUCAGUCUGUGACUCAGCCAAGCAGAAGAAGGUGGCCUGAGGCUCAGGAAGUGCCAGAUGGCUGGAGACAGGCAAGGUCUGCCUCACCACCAGCCCCAUGUUGACUUCUCUGGCUGGUCCAAUGGGAACUACGACUCAAGAUACUUAAUAGGUAGCAGAGGAGGUGAGGACCUAGAGCAGUGUUUCCCAAACUUGACAAUUUUAAGGCAUGUGGACUUCAAUUCCCAGAAUUCCACAGCCAGCGUUGCUGGCUGUGGAAUUCUGGGAGUUGAAAUCCUCAUGCCUUAAAAUUGUCAAGUUUGGGAAACACUGACCUAGAGAGAACAAAGCUUUGCACCACCAUUUCAUAAAGACCGAUCAAGAAUUGAUCCAUCUUUUCUAACAAAGCUCACAGUACAACAGUCAGUUCAUAAUGAUUAGAUAGAGUGGAAUGCCACUCUAUAGAAACACUACAGGUAGUCCUUGACUUACAACAAUUCGUGUAAUGACCAUUUCAAGUUACAACACAUCUGAAAAAAGUGACUCGUGACCAUUUUUCGGAUUUACAACGCUCAGCAACUGGCUCAUAUUUAUGAUGGUUGCAGUGUGUUCCCAGGAUCAUGGGAUCCCCUUUUGUGACUUUCUGACAAGCAAAAUCAACGUGGAAGCCAGAUUCACUUAACCACUGUG